Molecule: messenger RNA, 2942 nt
Organism: Armigeres subalbatus
Lineage: Eukaryota; Metazoa; Arthropoda; Insecta; Diptera; Culicidae
Gene: PIG-V
Product: GPI mannosyltransferase 2
Exons: 3
Coding region: 235-1857 (540 amino acids)
Biological process (GO): GPI anchor biosynthetic process
Cellular component (GO): mannosyltransferase complex; endoplasmic reticulum membrane
Molecular function (GO): GPI mannosyltransferase activity; alpha-1,6-mannosyltransferase activity
Source: RefSeq, a predicted model, not a curated record
CUUAUUUUUGCACUUUAUUGUAUUAAAUAUGCCUCGGUUUCUUCAUAAAUGGUCGUAACAAUGAGCGAGAGUUUUGCACGGUAUAAAGUGAUCGAAACGCUUCAAUAAUAUUGCAACAAAAGGUGUUAAUACUGAUGAUCCAACAGCAAAAUUGCUCAAACGGAAAUUAUCGAAUCUAAAAGUCAAUGUGAACCAACAGUUCAACUGUGAGUGAGAUACAUACAAGUGUUGAAAAUGACCAAACAUACAAACAAUCAUCAAACAACCACCAAUAAGGACCAGCAGCAUACCAGUAAGAGACAUCAUCAUGACCAGCAUAGUCAAAAACAGCACAGCCAAUCCUUCUCGCAAAUGCCUUCUACUGCGUUAAAAUCAGGAGCUCACGAUACCACCACCUCACACAUCUCGAUAACAUCUCUAGCAUUGCUAAGUCGUUUGCUGGUAAUAGCACUGCAAAUCAUAUCGAAUCAUCUGAUCCCGGACCACGAUGCGGGGGUAUUCCUGGCCCCACGCGACCCAGAAGCCAUACCCGGAAAGUUUGAUGGGUUGGUACAAACCGUACUGGGAGGAUUGCACCGCUGGGAUUCACAAUACUUUUUGCACAUCUCCGAGCAUGGCUAUUCGUACGAGAAUACCCUGGCGUUUUUCCCAUUAUUUCCGUUCAUUAUCAAAAUUAUUGCGAGCGUUCUGGGAGGAAACUCCUCGCUGGUGACAUAUCGGGAGCUCUCGCUGGUCAUAGCCGUGUUGCUCAACGUGAUUUUCUUUGUGCUUGCCGCGAAAGCCCUGUACAAGCUGAGCAAUGUGGUGCUGGGCAACAAGAAGAAAAGUGAGCUGGCCGUAAUCCUGUUCUGCUUCAACCCAGCGUCUAUUUUCUUCACUGCCCCAUACACGGAAAGUUUAUAUUCAUGGCUUUCGUUUGCCGUUAUGGCGCAAUGUAUCGAUGACAUCAAUUCGAUACUGAUUACGGUACCGCUGAGUUUGAGUAUUCUGUGUCGAUCAAAUGGAAUGUUGAACAUCGGCUUUUUGCUGUUUUUCUACAUGCGUCGUAUCCUGUCACAAAAUUCGUUCCAUAACAUUAUUUGCAUUGGAUCAAAGCUCUUUUCGAUUCUGAUCAUCAUAAUCUUUCACUACGGAAUAGCGCAGGUUUACAGCUACUAUUUGUUUUGCUUCGAGCAGAAGUUCAGCUUCCCGCUGCACGUCAAGGAGUACGCAGUAGCCCAUAACCUAGUGCUGGCUGGCAACAAAACAGCGGAAUCGUCGCCCUGGUGCUCAAACUAUUUGCCUUUAUCUUAUUCUUACGUACAAAGCCACUAUUGGAAUGUAGGAUUUAUGCAAUACUACGAGUUGAAACAGUUACCGAACUUUCUUCUUGCCUUACCUGCCAUCUAUCUAGUAGUGAGUAACUCUUGCAAGUACAUUCACGAAAAUUGGGACUUUUGCGCCCGAAUUGGUUUGCUCCGGCUCAGUAAGAAGCAGUUGAAAAACAUGAGGAACUACGACCGAAAUGCAUUUGUGUUCAUAGCUCAUGCCUUGUUUCUGGCUUUGUUUAGUGUUUUCUUCGUGCAUGUGCAGGUCACAACCCGGAUGCUGGCAUCUUCAAGUCCUGUGUUGUAUUGGUUCGCAGCCGAAUAUUUUACCGGCGACAAAGCGUUCAUUCGGCGCCAGGUCAUCCGGAAGCUAUCCAGGCAGGUCCAGGAUGGAACAGAGCCAUGCGCUCAUGUGGAAAACCACGUCGAACUGACCGAAAUUUUAGACAUAAAAUCGAUGAAUUUAAAGCAAUUAUCCGUUCUGACAUAUUUCAUAGGGUACGCCGUUAUUGGCACCGUUCUUUUUAGUAACUUUCUGCCCUGGACUUAAUCUUUAUAUCACAUGAAUAAUAACUUAUACAAAUGAAUGAAAAUGUUAGUAGACUUAAAUUUACAAUUAAAUGGCAUCAGUUACGUACUACAAAUAGAUGAGCUAAAUUUAACUAUACACUAUUUAUGAUCAACUCUACACUAAAAUGUGUUGAUAAUAUCAAUUACAAUCAAACAUUUACUCAAUAAAGGAACAUUCGAGUUUAACGAGAGUUAUAUUCAAUAACCAGAUAUGGAACCAAAAUUAGCAUUAUUAGAUAAAGAUUGACGUAGUUCAAAACAACUAUUUAUUAAAGGUUAAUUAUAGCGAUAGUAAGUGGUAGACAUUUUUACUCUCUCUUUAUUGCGACUACUGGAAUCGAGCGUUCAAACAAACGUAUCUAUGCUGUUAAAGAAGUUUAUUAUGGGAUUACUCGAGUAUUUUUCACAUCACUUAGGUGUUUGAUUUGAUUAGAACAUACCUGGGGUUAACAUCCCAGUAGAGUCAGUGCGUGAGCUUUAGAGUUAUCGUAAACAUAUUAACGUAGCAAUUGUUGAUACAAUUUUAAUCUUAGAAAAGAACAAACAAAACAUGCCCGGCGAAAGCUGCUCAAGCCAAUUUUAAUCGGUAGGAAAAAAAUGUUAACAAACUAUUCGAGUUUUAUUCCAUUCAGUAGACAGACUAGUUCAAACUUGAGCACAUCUCUAUGCCUUAAAAUUUCGACGAAAAAUUACAGUAACAAAACAAAAGUACUUUAUAGGUAGAUUAUCUACCAUGCGACCAAAUAUAUUUAAUAGCAAUCUACCAGGUAGAGGCAUUAUCUUUACUAUAUUGAUUUGUACGUUAAUUGUUCAACUAAGUUAAAAAAAUCUUUUAAUGUCCACUUUUGAAUGUUCUUAUCAUCAUUUUCAAAUAUUUAUUAACAAAAAAGAUUUGUUUGUGCUAUUUUUUGAUAUAAAACAUACAAGUUAACCCAUUUCUAGUCGUGAAAUUAGUCCAAAGCUAAACGUUAUAAACAUUAUCAACUAUUUUCGAUUUACAUUAUAAUAUCCAUAUCAAUUAGCAAUUAAUGUUUGGUUGCUAGAAUAUAUUCCUUUCAUAGCAAA